CUCAUUCCACUCACACAAACACAAGCUUCCAUCAAGCUUUCUCCUCCUCAUCAACCUUCUUCUAGCUAGCUGCUUCAGUGAGCGUGCUUUCGCAGCACGAAACGCAUGGCUCGCAUGGCGGCGUGGGUGCUAGCGAUCCUGCUCGCCUCUUGUGCCUUUGCGUUGGCGACCUUCGACAAGGAGUUCGACGUCACCUGGGGUGACGGGCGCGGCAAGAUCCUCAACAACGGCCAGCUCCUCACGCUGGGGCUCGAUAAGAUCUCCGGCUCCGGGUUCCAGUCCAAGCACGAGUACCUCUUCGGCAAGAUCGACAUGCAGCUCAAGCUCGUCCCCGGCAACUCCGCCGGCACCGUCACCGCAUACUACCUGUCGUCGCAGGGUCCGACGCACGACGAGAUCGACUUCGAGUUCCUGGGCAACGUCACCGGCGAGCCCUACACGCUGCACACCAACGUGUUCACGCAGGGGCAGGGCCAGCGGGAGCAGCAGUUCCGCCUCUGGUUCGAUCCCACCAACGACUUCCACACCUACUCCAUCCUCUGGAACCCAAAGCACAUCAUAUUCAUGGUGGACGACAUGCCGAUCAGGGACUACAAGAACCUGGAGGGAAAGGGGAUCGCCUUCCCCAAGAACCAGCCGAUGCGGCUCUACUCCAGCCUCUGGAACGCCGACGACUGGGCCACGCAGGGCGGCCGCGUCAAGACGGACUGGUCCCACGCCCCGUUCUCCGCCUCGUACCGCGGCUUCAAGGCCGACGCGUGCGUGGUGACCGCGGGAGGCCGGCCGCGCUGCGGCGCCAGCGUCGGCACGGAGGUCGCCCCCGGCACCGGCGCGGCGGGCGAGUGGUACAACCAGGAGCUGGACCUGACGCGGCAGCAGCGGAUGCGGUGGGUGCAGAGGAACUACAUGAUCUACAACUACUGCACGGACCCCAAGCGCGUCGCCAAGGGCGUCCCCGCCGAGUGCUCCAUGUAGCCCCUAUGUCCACCCAGCAAGCUAGCACUGGAACGUCCGUGUAUACAUCGAUCGCCGGAGAAAGGGGAGAUGGGGGCGUCUGUAUUGUAUGAUAAAUAAGGACCGGUGUGGGGGAUAAUGUGAAAUGUAGGCGGUGGUGGAUCCUUGUGCUCGUUCUUUGUCACGCUCACGCCCACUUCGUGUGUAAUAUAUGCCACUUCUUUGCAA
Messenger RNA from Aegilops tauschii subsp. strangulata, 1182 nucleotides. RefSeq names its product probable xyloglucan endotransglucosylase/hydrolase protein 25. The record is from RefSeq and is a predicted model, not a curated record. NCBI's taxonomy places the organism in Eukaryota, Viridiplantae, Streptophyta, Magnoliopsida, Poales, Poaceae. Gene Ontology annotation, cellular component: apoplast; cell wall. Gene Ontology annotation, molecular function: hydrolase activity, hydrolyzing O-glycosyl compounds; xyloglucan:xyloglucosyl transferase activity. Gene Ontology annotation, biological process: cell wall biogenesis; xyloglucan metabolic process.